GGGGUAGAAGGAAGGCCAGAAAGUGAAGGAUGCCUAAAAAGAAGACAGGUGCUCGCAAGAAGGCUGAGAGUCGAAAAGAACGUGAAAAACAGAUAAGAGCUUCAAGAGGCAACAUAGAUUUGGCAAAACAUCCCUGCAAUGCUUCAAUGGAAUGUGAUAAAUGUCAAAGGCGGCAGAAAAAUAGAGCAUUUUGCUACUUUUGUAGCUCAGUUCAAAAGUUACCCAUCUGUGCACAGUGUGGGAAAACAAAAUGUAUGAUGAAAUCGUCAGACUGUGUCAUAAAACAUGCUGGUGUGUACAGCACUGGUCUUGCAAUGGUGGGCGCUAUUUGUGAUUUCUGUGAAGCCUGGGUUUGCCAUGGUAGGAAAUGCCUCAGCACACAUGCUUGUAUCUGUCCUCUGGCAGACGCAGAAUGCAUUGAGUGCGAGAGAGGAGUCUGGGACCACGGUGGCAGAAUAUUCAGCUGUUCCUUUUGCCAUAACUUCCUCUGUGAAGACGAUCAGUUUGAACAUCAGGCCAGCUGCCAGGUUCUAGAAGCCGAGACCUUUAAAUGUGUUUCCUGUAAUCGACUUGGGCAACACUCAUGCCUCCGUUGUAAGGCUUGUUUCUGUGAUGAACAUACCCGGAGCAAGGUUUUCAAACACGAAAAGGGACGUGAGCCUCCCUGCCCAAAGUGUGGGCAUGAAACGCAGGAGACCAAAGAUCUGAGCAUGUCGACACGCUCGCUCAGAUUUGGCCGACAGACUGGAGGUGAGGAUGCCGACGGGGCUUCUGGCUAUGAUGCCUAUUGGAAGAACCUCUCUACUGGCAAAGAUGGAGAUGCUGGUGAUCAUGAUGAGGAGUAUGAUGAAUAUGAAGCAGAAGAUGAUGAGGAAGCUGAUGACCAUGAGGAAGGAGGGAAGGAUUUGGAAACGGAGGCUGCUGACUUAUUCAGCAACUUGAAUUUAGGAAGAACCUACGCCAGCGGCUAUGCGCACUAUGAGGAACCUGCUGACUAAGGCUGCAGUCCUAAGCACUCGUAGGAGGUGGCAAGUCCCCUUGAACAUUGUGGGACUUAACUUCUAGGUAGACAUGUUUAGGAUCUGGCCAUAAGCCCAUGCUUAUGGUGACAUUAUCAUUUGAAAGGAGCUGUGUGUAUAGUUAGUGAUUUUUAGUAUGGUGAGCACUGGAAUAACUGGUAGACUUUCAAGUAGCAAAGCUUACUGGGAACGAAAGGGAAUAGAGAUUCUAUAGGAGAUCAAAAUGUGUAUGGAUACUAAAGGGAAGGACUGGUGAGCAAAAUGGAUUUGGGGUCGCAUUGGUUUAGGC
Molecule: messenger RNA, 1308 nt
Organism: Euleptes europaea (tarantolino)
Lineage: Eukaryota; Metazoa; Chordata; Lepidosauria; Squamata; Sphaerodactylidae
Gene: NOAZFP
Product: zinc finger protein 330
Exons: 10
Coding region: 30-998 (322 amino acids)
Cellular component (GO): nucleus
Molecular function (GO): zinc ion binding
Source: RefSeq, a predicted model, not a curated record